AUGGCACGACUAAAGGUCCUCAUAAGCGGCGGCGGCAUCGCCGGCAACGCCCUCGCCUUCUGGCUCUCCAAGCUCGGCCACAAAGUCACCGUCGUCGAGUGGUUCCCCACCCUGCGAGCCAAGGGGCUGCAGAUCGAUCUCCGGGGCCACGGGAUCGAGGUGAUGAAGCGGAUGGGUCUGGAGUCGGCGUUCCGCGCCAAGGCGGCGCCCGAGAACGGGAUACAGGUCGUCGACGGCUCGGGCCGGCGGCGCGGCUUCUUCGCGGCGAACACGUCCGGCAAGGGGCUGCAGAACUUCACCAGCGAGUUCGAGAUCAUGCGCGGCGAUAUGUGCCGUAUCCUGUACGAAGCGGCGAGGGCCAACAAAGCCGAGUACGUCUUUGGGACGUCAAUAGAAGGUUUCGAGGAGGACAAGGCUUCCGGCGGUGGUGUUCAGGUCCGGCUCGCGAACGGAAGCGUGGAUAGGUACGAUCUCGUGGUUGGUGCCGACGGCCAAGGCUCGCGCACUCGCAGGAUGAUGCUCGGGACGGCGGACGGCGCGGAUGCCGCGGACGGAUUCUGCCCGCUCAAGGGCGUGUACACGAGUUAUUUCACGAUCGACCGGCAGAUACAAGAAGGCGAGGAUUACAUCGCCACCGCGUACAUAGCCCCCGGUCGGCGAAGCAUGAUGACGCGGCGCCACAGCCCUGAGCAGAUGCAGGUGUACAUGGGCUUCACGACGGACUCGGAAAAGCUGAAGAACGCACGGGGAGACGUGCAGAAGGAGAAGGAGGCCCUGGCGGAGAUCAUGAAGGGCGCCGGGUGGCGGACCGAGGAGUUCCUGAGGGAUCUGGUGGGCUCCGAUAACUUCUACCUCGAGAGCAUGGGCUUCGUUAGGUUGGAGUCUUGGACCCGCGGCCGCGUGGUGUUGCUGGGCGACGCGGCAUAUUGCCCGUCGGCUACCACGGGGAUGGGAACAACUGCCGCUAUGGUCGGCGCCUACGUCCUGGCUGGCGAGAUCGAAAGGCAUUGUGGGAGCGUUCAGAAAGAGCAUGUUGGCGAUGGCAUUGCAGCCGCGCUUACGGCGUACGAGCAGACGUUCCGACCCUUCAUAGAUCAGGUCACCAAGGCGUUGGUUGAUGGCGAUAAGAAUAUAUUUGACGCCAUCAUGCUGACAACAAAAUUCGGCGUCGGGGUUCUGAACUUCAUUGUUGGAAUUGUUUCCCUCUUGAAGUUCGACGUCGUAGCUGCCUGGUUCCUGCAGGAGAAGGUUAAAUGGGACUUGCCUGAGUAUAAGGAGCUUCUAUGA
Messenger RNA from Hypoxylon fragiforme, 1287 nucleotides. Its product is annotated as FAD/NAD(P)-binding domain-containing protein. The coding region runs from base 1 to 1287 and encodes 428 amino acids. Gene Ontology annotation, molecular function: FAD binding. The record is from RefSeq and is a predicted model, not a curated record. The transcript has a single exon. NCBI's taxonomy places the organism in Eukaryota, Fungi, Ascomycota, Sordariomycetes, Xylariales, Hypoxylaceae.